Molecule: messenger RNA, 1254 nt
Organism: Cetraspora pellucida
Lineage: Eukaryota; Fungi; Glomeromycota; Glomeromycetes; Diversisporales; Gigasporaceae
Source: the annotation of a GenBank genome assembly
AUGUGGCUUACAACACAAUUUUGGAAUUUAAAAUUACCUACAGCAAGUAAAGAUACAUUAUUCUUUGAUCCCGAUACCCAUCCAAUUUGUGCAGAUUUUAUCAUCGAAAGAUGGAUAUACUAUAAUGGUGGGUGUCCAAAUAGCUUGGAAGAAUACAUGAUGCUUGUAAAAGAAUCUCCUUUUGGGUCCAUAAUUUCCCCUCAGAAGUUUCGUCAUAAUUUUGUGUAUGAUUCUCGUGAGAUAUUUCGACUUAGCAAUCAUAUGAUCGGUAUAUUGUUAGCUAGUUUACUAGUUAACUAUUUAGAAGGAAUUUUACUAAAAUAUCCAAUUUUAAGAACAUUAAUCAAAUUAAGUAAACUUCAUACAAAUUUUGGGUUUACGGACAAAAUAGUUAAGACUGCAGACCAAGGUUUAUUUUAUACACCACUUGAUCACAGUAAAUUAGUUCAAGAAGCCUUGGAUUUGAUGAAACAAGGAAAAAUACCGAUUAUAACAUGCCCUCCUGGUGGUGGAAAAUCAACACAUUUUGCUGCUCAAUUUCAAGCGCAAUUCAAAUGUUCAGUGCUAUCACAACCUAGACGUUUAUUAGUAACAAAUCACCCAUCAACAUGGCCUAAAUUAUAUUCAGGUUGCACUGAUGAAUUUGAUGAUAAUGGACCAAAUAUAAGCACUCAUGGUUAUUUAUUGGCUAUAAACAAAAAAUUUGAAACUAAAGAUUUUGUAAUUGGAAUAGAUGAAGUACAUGAAAUGGAUGAAGAUUCACUCAUUUUAAUGGAACGAUAUAAAGGACAUAUAUAUUGUUUGAGUGUGACACCAAUACCAAUCCCAAAUGGUGUAGAGGUAAAACUUAAAAAAACUUGUAACCCAUACUCAGUUACUGAAUUACCUACACCAACACAUCAUCAUUUAGAAAGCAAUGUGUUUCAUUAUUUGAAUAUGUUUCCAAAUCAUAAAACAUUAGUUAUUCAUCUUUCAUAUAGCGUUUGUGUAAAAUUACAUGAUACGUUACGAAACAAUGAUGUAGAAGUAAUUUUCGCUACUAGUGUAGUGGAAGCAGGUAUCACUAUCCCAAAUAUUAAUUUAGUGAUAGAUAGUGGUUUAAGUAUAGGUAAAUUUAAUGGUGUUUAUGUUACUCGUUAUUCUAGUAGAGCUAGUGCCAUUCAAAGGACAGGUCGAACUGGUAGAACUAAUGAUGGAAGAGAAGAAGAAACAAUGAUGAUGAUUGAUGACAGUGACGAUUCAAGACGGGGGCGU